GGGCCUGAGCAGUGAGCACCCUGUCGACCUUACUUUGGGCUUUCAUGGCCGGCUAUGGAAAUUGGAUGGGAUCUUUUGGGGGAUAGAUAAAAAGAAAGGGUUUAUGCGUUACUAGAAGUUUCGUAAUUUCUGAGUUUUUUUUCUGAGAAUUCAAUCGAAGGAGCAGCGAUCAAUCUACACAACAAUAGUCAAUCGAAGGAGCAACGAUCAAUCAACACAACAGUCAGUUAAUGGAAGGACCACCGAUCAAUCAACACAAGAGCAGCAUAGAUUCAAUAAAAAUGGCGGAACCAGAGGAAGAGCUCGAGCCUUUAUUUGAUUACUCUCGUGUUCAGCCUUUUGAUGUCGUUUGCCUUGACGAUGAUGAUUACUUGGACGUCCCUCCGAUUCCUUCCAAGCGCAGGAAACACAACGUUUCUGCUGCUGUAAAGGUACAAGAGGCUGCCAAAGUAAUUAAUAUCGAUGAGGGUGAAGACAAUGAUGAUUUGGAUUGGUUGGCCCCGCCACCCAAGGUGGCUGUUGACAAGAAGCUAUGUGAGAAUUCAAUUAUAAAGGAGUUGAGGCUGAAGAAGCAGGAGUUGAUGUCAUUUACUGAAUCAGCUAAAGACAUGUUGCGAUCUGUUGAAGAGGCUGUCAAAAGAGAUCUUACAUCCUCAAUGAAUUCAGCAUGUGAAAAUCCUACGGGGAAGCCGUCAAAACCUGCUAUAGAAAGGCCAAAGAUAGUUAUAUCCAUCCAAGAAAAGGACGGUCUGAAGCAGUUCCGUAUCUAUAAAGAUGAUAAGUUUGAGCGGCUUUUCAAAAUGUAUGCUGACAAAGUGAAGCAUAAGAUAGAAAGCUUGGUAUUUUGCUUUGAUGGGGAUAAAAUUGACCCCAAAGCUACUCCUAGCAGUCUUGAGAUGGAAGAUGAUGACAUAGUUGAGGUCCAUGUAAAGUCAAGUUGAUCCAGGUUCGAGUUUGCGAGGUUUUAAAUUUUAUGAGACCAUGUUUUUGUUGCAGAGCUCAUGGUUAGUGUUGUUAUGAUCUGAGUUUUUUUCACUGUGUUGUUCUAUUGCAACAUGUACCCUUUUACCCCCAAACUGUAUAGUGGGAAUGGUUGCUUUUCAAAUGUACAAAUUCACAAACAAUUUUGGUUGUGAAAUGCUACUAAGGUCGCUUCUUAAAUUGUUGUUGCAUCUUUUGGUCGAGUUUUGCGUCUGCAGUUGGCAGGACUCGGUUUCGUUAGGAGAUCGGGAUCUUGUCUUACAUAAAUUGUCAGUAUUGCGUUUUGUCUUUUCUUUGUUGUUUUAACGUAUUGUACUUUUUUGUU
Cynara cardunculus var. scolymus (artichoke) is the source of this 1306-nucleotide messenger RNA. RefSeq lists its product as uncharacterized. The coding region runs from base 231 to 941 and encodes 236 amino acids. Lineage: Eukaryota; Viridiplantae; Streptophyta; Magnoliopsida; Asterales; Asteraceae. The record is from RefSeq and is a predicted model, not a curated record. The transcript is spliced from 7 exons.